This is a messenger RNA of Panonychus citri (citrus red mite), 1720 nucleotides long. Its product is annotated as serine beta-lactamase-like protein LACTB, mitochondrial. The transcript has 4 exons. The record is from RefSeq and is a predicted model, not a curated record. The coding region runs from base 263 to 1630 and encodes 455 amino acids. Lineage: Eukaryota; Metazoa; Arthropoda; Arachnida; Trombidiformes; Tetranychidae.
CCAAAAUAGUCAAGUUUCUCUGGUUUUCAUCGUCUCUUAGGUUGACACUGUUUUCCAAAUCAUCACCACCACCAUCAUAAAAAUGUUCAUUGAUUGACACAUGUAAAUAUCUCCCAACAAUCAGGAAUCAAAUUACUAAAGUUAACAAGAAGAUAGUAACAAUUGUAGUAGUAAUUAAAAGUAUAAACAAUCAAGAGUAAUUAUAUUUUUGUGAUCCCUUUUUGUUUUCAUUUGGAUUCGGUUUUGUUUGUUAAUCAUCAUUAUGGUUAAAAGUGGAUUAAAAACUCUUGUGAUUGGAGGAUCAUCUUUAACUUGUUUAGCUUUUCUUGCUAAUCAUCUUUACGCUGAUGAAAAGGGUAUUGGUAGGAAUUUAAUUAAUCACCGGAAGGAUGUUAUUUCACCGAUUCCUGAUAAUCCAUUUAAAGGUGAUCAAAAUGAACAAUCAUUUCUUUCCUUGGUUCAAGCGACUCGUUCAGCUCGUGAUCUUGUCCAGACAACAAUUAACACUUAUGGUUAUCCUGGUAUUGUUGUUGGUGUUUCUAUUAAAGGUGAACCUUGUUGGGUUCAAGGUUUUGGUUUCUCGAAUCUUGAAACGGCCACUCGGUGUAAUAAAAACACGGUCAUGAGGAUUGCAAGUAUCUCGAAGCCUAUUACAAUGACCGCUGUUGCUAAGCUUUAUGAGGAAGGAAAAAUUGAUUUGGAUAAGAAUAUUUUCACUUUUAUUGGUGAUAAAUUUCCAGAGAAAAAGGUUGACGGUGAAAAGGUUCCAAUUACAAUUAGACAAUUAGCCAGUCACUUAGGUGGCAUUCGACAUUAUAAAAAAGAUGAAGUUUUAAGUUGUUCUCUAUUGAAAAAAUAUUCCAAUUCUGUUGAUGCUUUGGAAACAUUUGCUCAAGAUGAUUUACUUUCCAAACCUGGAACUAAAUUUGAUUAUUCAACGUAUGGUUAUACUUUAAUUGCUGCUGCCGUUGAAAUGGCUCAGCCAACAAUUAAAUCUUUCGGACAAUUUUUGGUCCAAGAUAUUUGUCAACGUAGUUUGGGAAUGACAAACACUUAUUUAGAUGAAAAUUCACCAAUCAUCUUGAAUCGAGCUAAACAAUAUGUUAAAUCGUCAGACAAAUUCACCGAAAAUUCAUCUUAUGUUGAAUGUAGCUACAAAUACGCCGGCGGCGGUUUAUUGUCAACUAUUCCUGAUCUUUUACGUUUCGGAAACGUUAUGUUGUACAGUUAUUUACCUCAUCUAAAUCAAUCGAAACCUUUCCUCAAGAAAUCAACUGUUGAUAUGCUUUGGACUCCGAUUCCCUUUGGUAAUAUUAAAAUUGAUCCAAAUUUAUUUGAUUGGUGUAAAUAUGGUCUUGGAUGGGGUUUAAUUAGAGAUGCUCAAGCUUCUUGUACCUCUGGUGCUUGUCCACCUUUCAAGGAUAUAAUUUACCACACUGGAGCUGCAACCGGUGGGACAACAUUACUCAUGAUUAUCCCGGAAAAGGAAAUGGUUGUUGCUUUAAUCAUCAACCUUGGUAAAGCUAAAGGUAUCGGUAAUUUGGGACUAAAUGUUGCCGAACUAUUUUCCAACGUUAAACUACCUGCAACAAUUGAAACAAAUCCAAAGGAAAUUGUUGCCAAAGAAUAGAAGGAAAAACUUUAAUCAAUCAAUUAUUCGCAUUAACCUUCGACCUUUCAAUUACCUGGGAUAUCAAUUAAACUCAAGUCUUUCAUAUGA